CUUUUUUUUUUUCUUCCUCUUUCAGGUCCCCGUUUCUCCCCCUCCAUAAACACCAAAACCCGCAUCAUCACCACUUAAAACAAAACUCAGGCUCAUCAUGUCCAGCUUUGGACAAUUCUUCCGGGUGACGACCGCUGGCGAGUCUCAUGGCAAAUCUGUCUCGUGCAUCAUCGACAACUGCCCUCCCAACCUUGGCCUCACAGAGGCUGAUAUCCAGCCCCAGCUCAACCGUCGUCGACCUGGCCAAUCCGCCAUCACCACGCCCCGUAACGAAAAAGACAGAGUCACCAUCCACUCCGGCACUGAGGAUGGCGUCACCCUCGGCACACCCAUCCUCCUAACUGUUCCCAACGAGGAUCAGCGACCAAAGGACUACGGCAACAAGACCAUCGACCUCUACCCCCGUCCCAGCCAUGCCGACUGGACCUACCUCGAAAAGUACGGCACCAAGGCCUCAUCUGGCGGUGGCCGCAGCUCCGCCCGUGAGACAAUUGCUCGCGUGGCCGCCGGUGCUGUCGCUGAGAAGUGGCUCAAGGAGGCCUAUGGCAUCGAGAUCGUUGCCUUUGUCACCUCUGUCGGAAACAUCAAGCUCUUUGGCGACAGUGACUCCAUGAGCGCUGACCCUGCCUUCCUCAGUCUCGCUGAGAGAAUCACCCGUCAAGAGGUCGACGACAACCUCCCCGUGCGAUGCCCCGACGACGCCUACGGUCGAGCCAUGGAGGCACGCAUCGCUGAGCUGCGAGACGCCCACGACAGCACUGGCGGAACCGUCACCUGCGUCAUCCGCAAUGCGCCCUCUGGUCUCGGCGAGCCCUGCUUCGACAAGCUGCAGGCCACCCUCGCCCACGCCAUGAUGUCCAUCCCCGCCGUCAAGGCCUUCGAGCUAGGAUCCGGCUUCCAAGGCGCCGAGAUGACCGGCAGCAAGCACAACGACCCCUUCGUGCCAGCCCCCGCCCUCGACGCCGCCUCUGAGAAGACAGGCAUCCCCCGCUCCAAGCUCCAGACCAAGACGAACCACUCUGGCGGUAUUCAGGGCGGUAUCAGCAACGGCAUGCCCAUCUUCUUCAAGGUCGGCUUCAAGCCCCCUGCCACCAUCAGCCAGGACCAGACCACAGCGCGCUACGACGGUCAAGGCGAGGGUAUUCUCUCCGCCAAGGGCCGACACGAUCCCUGUGUUGUGCCUCGUGCGGUGCCCAUUGUUGAGGGCAUGGCUGCGCUGGUGAUUGCCGAUGCCAUCAUGGCUCAGCACGCAAGACAGAUGGCUACCGACAUUAUCAAGCGAUAGGAUGUUUUGGAUAUGAAUGGGAAAAUAAGGGAAAGCAAGGACCAGAUACCAAAAUAGAAAGAGUGAGACAUGAAACACGUUUUUGCAUGGCGAUGGGUGAUCUAGUUUCCGAAUUAAAUGUCAAAUAGCAAAUGAAUAACACGAGAUGAAAAC
Fusarium graminearum PH-1 is the source of this 1438-nucleotide messenger RNA. Its product is annotated as chorismate synthase. Gene Ontology annotation, molecular function: FMN binding; chorismate synthase activity. Gene Ontology annotation, biological process: aromatic amino acid biosynthetic process; chorismate biosynthetic process. The transcript has 2 exons. The record is from RefSeq and is a predicted model, not a curated record. Bases 98 to 1285 code for a protein of 395 amino acids. Gene Ontology annotation, cellular component: cytosol. NCBI's taxonomy places the organism in Eukaryota, Fungi, Ascomycota, Sordariomycetes, Hypocreales, Nectriaceae.